Nematostella vectensis (starlet sea anemone) is the source of this 2275-nucleotide messenger RNA. RefSeq names its product palmitoyltransferase ZDHHC1. The transcript has 10 exons. The record is from RefSeq and is a predicted model, not a curated record. Gene Ontology annotation, biological process: peptidyl-L-cysteine S-palmitoylation; protein targeting to membrane. Gene Ontology annotation, cellular component: Golgi apparatus; endoplasmic reticulum. Bases 40 to 1836 code for a protein of 598 amino acids. NCBI's taxonomy places the organism in Eukaryota, Metazoa, Cnidaria, Anthozoa, Actiniaria, Edwardsiidae. Gene Ontology annotation, molecular function: protein-cysteine S-palmitoyltransferase activity.
UAUUUUUACAGACUCAUUAUUACGUCACGCGUUGUUUCCAUGAGAACACAACAGCUGCCCAGUCUUCCUCGAGCGAUUCUGCUCUCUGAAAGUCGAUUGAUAAUAAACACAAGUGAUGCCGAGAAACACUUGCAAAUUAUUACCCUUUUCUUCUACAAAUGGCCUCCGAUCGCCCAGAAAUCGGUAAAUAUAAAAAAGGCCAAACGAGCAAUGUCUAGCUUUCUACAUGGAACAAAUGAAGCCCCCACUUCUUCAAGAACUCCAUCUACCGUUUCUGUUGGCCAGAAAGAGAGAAUAAACGGAUGGAGUUGCCCGUGGCAUCCAUUGCAGUUCAUUGCUUGGUUUUUCAUAAUAUUCUUCGCUAUAAUUUAUUUUGGAAUCUUUGUCUCCUAUCUCCCGUCAGAGUGGAGAGCAGCUGGCUACAUUGUUCCUGGCGGUUUUUACUUUCUUCACAUCAUCUUUCACCUUGCUGCACUAUCGGUGGAUCCUGCUGACGUCAGUAUUCGUGGAGGUAGUACUCGUGAAAAAGCACUGUUCGACAGAAGUCUCCAUGCUCAUGUAAUAGAGAACAACCACUGCCAUAUAUGUGAGACAGAUGUGGACCCCACAAGUAAGCACUGCUCGGUGUGUAACAAAUGUGUGUCUGGUUUUGAUCACCAUUGCAAAUGGCUCAAUACAUGUGUGGGAGGAAGAAACUACAAGCUGUUCAUAGGCUGUGUUGCCACUGGUUGUAUUGGAGCUAUUAUCAUGCUUGCCUUCAACCUCUACAUAUUUGUGAUAUUUUUUGUAAACAAGACAGAUCUACUUCAGACUCAAGCUGAUACCAAGCUCAAGCUGUUUGUGCCAGUUGAUGAGAAGGUGUUCAUUAUUUUUGUUGGAGUAGUUGCCGGGUUACUACUGAUAUCGCUAGCCUUACUUGGCCAUCUUCUAGGAUUUCAUAUUUAUAUCAUGUGUCUGAAUAUCACUACUUAUGAUUACAUUGUGAAUAGUCGCGAACGAAAAACCAAGCAGGACAUAGAGCUUGGAUGCAAGAGAGUUAUGAGCAAUAAAGUAAAGCCAGUUGCAGAAGUGCAAGAAGUUAGCGAAACUAGAAGGAAUGAGAUUUUAUCUGAUAAUGAACGAUCAGCAUCUGUUGAAUCCCCUGAAGAGCCGUCUGUGAAAAUGAUGAGUGAGAUCAGCUCGAAGGUAAUGAAAGGCCAAGGGGCUUCCCCAGAGAAAGUGCAAAAACCCUCCCCUGGGGGGUCAGGACAGGCACCUGCUAUUGUACUCAACAACGCAGGAUAUGCAAGCGACAAAGUCACAGGAUCAUCGGAAGAAUCGCUGCAGAAUCAAUUACUCCACGGAACGCCUUCGAUAUCUAUCGAACCUCCGUCGGAUGGCAGUCGCCCGUCCACCUCUUCGCCGCCGAAGGAACGCAAAGUCAAAUCUGAACAAUCGAAGAAACAAAACAAAGGUGUGCGCUCGAAUUAUUUGUCGGAAAAUGCAGCAGUUGCGAAGACUAUCGAUUCCGGGAGACAAAACAUUGUGAGCUCCAUUGGUGAGUUAGAUGAUGAUAGUGACGGCGAAGAGCUAGUAGCCGUCGCUAAACCAAAUUCUAUAGAUAAUUCAUAUCAACAAGACAUUGAGACACCAAGGACGAGUUCUGUUAAAAAGAAAACACCCACUCGCGAGGAUUCACCGGGACUUGAAUCCGAACAAGACAACAUUUGUAGGAAAAAGAAGAAAAAGAAACGGUCGAAAACCCCCGAAGCUGUGGAGCUGCCUCCUCUAACAACCAGGGGGAGGCCGUUACCAGCUCUUGGUUCCUAUGGAAGGGAGGGUGAUUCAAAUUGUUAAAUUAAUAGAGCUUGCGCAUCGGAUGACUAGCGGAUAAUGGGUCAACAACAUUUAUACUAAAACAGUUAGACUACUCGUUCUUGUUUUUUAUGAGUCUACGCAUCUCGUUGACUAUCUAUUGACUAAUAGAAAACUCGAACUCGUAGUCUAAUUGUUAAUUAUGUAGCCCAGGCUACGAGGAAAGAAGAGAAAAGGGAAAAUACUUUACUAGUAAAUAAAAUAUAUUUAAAGUUAUUCGUUAUAUAGAUAUUUAAAAAAUGGACACCAGCUAUUUAUUAGGACAAAGAGUUAUAUAGAGCACUCUAGAAGUGUGUUCUCUCUUUUUUUUCUUAGUAAAUGUUCAUGAGCUGUCUUGAUAUAAUUUGGAUAAUCACUCCAAGAGUGUGUUAAGUCUGAACCAUAUCCGGCCAUUGUAGUUUUAUUAAAGAGAUCAAAUGAA